UAUUUGGGCCAUUUCAGCUCCACAUGUGUAUUUCAUUAAUUCUCAAAAAGUUUCGUUAAUUAUGAAUUAUGAAUGUUCAUUACAGUGAAUCUUUUGUUCCAACAGUUACAAUGGUUGGCAGUGUGCAUUAGCAUAACCCAUUUUCAAUGGCUCUUUCCAAUCCCACUGCUACUCUGUCAUUGAAAUGCAAAAUCGAUUCCUACCCAUCAAAGAAAAAUCUUCUAUUUCCAUCGUCCUCACGACAAAAAUCGAACACCCCUCACCUCGUAUUACAAGAAACUGAUUCUGCGAAGUGGAGGAACAUGGUUUCAUUUUUCCCAGGUUUUCUAACUAAAGGCAGAGAUGUUGACAGCCUCAAGCAGGAGCUCUAUGAAACAAUUGCACCCCUUGACAGAGGUGCUGAGGCUACUCCUGAGGAGCAACAACGUGUGGACCAGAUUGCUCGUAAACUUGAGGCUGAGAAUCUUGUCAAGGAGCCUCUCAAGUCCGAUUUGCUCAAUGGGAAAUGGGAGCUUUUGUAUACCACAUCUCAAUCGAUUCUGCAAACACAGAGACCGAAAUUCUUGAGACCAAAUGGAAAGAUCUAUCAGGCAAUUAACGUGGAUACCCUGAGAGCUCAAAAUAUUGAAACUUGGCCGUUCUACAACCAGGCCACUGCCAAUUUGGUGCCUCUUAACUCAAAAAGGGUAGCUGUCAAGUUUGAUUUCUUCAAGAUAGCGAAUCUGAUACCAAUUAAAUCACCUGGGAGUGGUCGUGGUCAAUUGGAAAUUACUUAUUUGGAUGAAGAUUUACGAAUAUCAAGAGGUAAUAGAGGUAAUUUGUUCAUCUUGAAAAUGGUGGAUCCAUCCUAUAGAGUUCCUCUUUGAUGUGGAUUCUCCAGUGAUCGAUUGUGGUGUCUCCAAUUUUCCCUUUUUAACAUUAAUUAAUGUUACU
Molecule: messenger RNA, 933 nt
Organism: Vigna umbellata (rice bean)
Lineage: Eukaryota; Viridiplantae; Streptophyta; Magnoliopsida; Fabales; Fabaceae
Product: putative plastid-lipid-associated protein 4, chloroplastic
Source: RefSeq, a predicted model, not a curated record